Molecule: messenger RNA, 1565 nt
Organism: Brienomyrus brachyistius
Lineage: Eukaryota; Metazoa; Chordata; Actinopteri; Osteoglossiformes; Mormyridae
Product: ras-related protein Ral-B
Exons: 5
Coding region: 227-838 (203 amino acids)
Biological process (GO): Ras protein signal transduction
Cellular component (GO): plasma membrane
Molecular function (GO): GDP binding; GTPase activity; GTP binding
Source: RefSeq, a predicted model, not a curated record
CCGGCCGGACCUUUCAUUGAGCUUCCUUGUGAAGGUGGGGUUUUCCAGCGGCGGCUGUUCGAUUCGGAGUGGAAGUCGGUGGUACCUAUGUCUCUGCACACUAAAGCGCCCGUCUAUACAGAGUCCACGUAGAAGACACCCCGGCGUUAUUUCUGGGACAGCACCGCAGGCCCACCCAGAGGGGGCAGAGUGAUUGGGCCAGCUGACCCCCCCCCUCCACCCAGUGAUGGCAGCCAAUAAGAGUAAGAGUCAGAGCUCCCUGGCCCUGCACAAGGUCAUCAUGGUGGGCAGCGGCGGCGUGGGCAAGUCCGCCCUCACGCUGCAGUUCAUGUAUGAUGAGUUUGUGGAAGACUAUGAGCCCACUAAAGCGGACAGCUACAGGAAGAAGGUGGUCCUGGACGGCGAGGAGGUCCAGAUUGACAUUCUGGACACGGCUGGACAGGAGGACUACGCUGCCAUCCGGGACAACUACUUCCGAAGCGGGGAGGGGUUCCUGCUGGUGUUCUCCAUCACGGAGCAUGAGUCCUUCACUGCCACCAGCGAGUUCAGGGAGCAGAUUCUGCGUGUGAAGGCUGAGGAGGACCGGAUCCCACUGCUGCUGGUGGGCAACAAGUCAGACUUGGAAGACCGGCGCCGGGUGACAGUGGACGAGGCACGGGCCAAGGCGGAGGAGUGGGCUGUGCAAUACGUGGAGACGUCAGCCAAGACACGCGCCAAUGUGGACAAGGUGUUCUUUGAUCUUAUGCGAGAUGUGCGGGCAAAAAAGAUGGCGGAGAACAAGGAGAAAAAUGGACGGAACAACAGGAGGAAGCCCAGGAAACGCUGCUGUUUGCUGUGAAGUAGUUCCUGUUCACUUCACCGCGAAGCCUGGUUACAUCUGUCAUGCCAUUUAAAAAAACAAAACUAAACAAGGACAUACAAUCCUGUCUCUGCAUCACAUUGCGAGCAUCCCGGACGCUGUGGGCUCUAUGGGAUCAAUCUCUUCCUGACGUCCAACACUAACCACUGCUCGAUCCCCCUGUCCAUUCUGUCUGUUCCAUGAAAAAUCUGAUAGACAGCCAUUUCAAGUUGCCAAGAUCUAUACACCGGCCUCCAGCCACCAGGGAGGACACUCACUAAAGCCUUAGACUCAACAUACCUAAAAAGAGGUGAGAGAUUUAUGAACCAUGACACGAUCAGUGUGCUGCCAACUGGGAACCAGUUUAAUGCCAUGUAACAGUAGGAGAGUCUCGUCUCUCCCAUCACCAGCAAAAAAACCACCCCAUGGCCCUGCCGGCUAGGGGCUGCUCCUCAUACCUCCAGGAAGGGUCUCAGUAACGACGACCAUUUUCCUGCGCAGAAGAAUCUGGGGAAGCCAAAUGGGAACAAAAUGGACUGGGCAGCCAUCCUGCAUGUUUUUUUUUUUUUUUUUUUUUUUUAAAUCAAAUCAGACAGCGCUGAUUUACCCCCGUAGCCAUGAAGCAGUUGUGACAGAUCGUCAUGCUUUUUAAAGCUGUACUGCUGUUUAUCGAUUUUUCAUACAUUUAUAACCUGUUGCCAAAUAAAUGUUUCCCCCCCCCUUUGUA